AAAAGUGGGAUGGUGAUGGUGUUUUUAACACCUUUAUACUAGAAAAGAGCAGAUGGCGCUCAUUCUCGAGGCACAAAUUCACGAGUCGUGAAUCAUCGUGAAUCACGACCCUUUGAGAACUGUUGAGAACAAGGGCAUGUCCAGUUUUUUCUACUAUCUGUAGUUACUGAUAUCAAUUUAUUAAUUUACAUACCAAUGUAUGUAUACACAUUAAAUAGGUCAUUACAUGUUUUUAUUAAACAUAAAUAACUACGAAUUAAAAUAUAUGUUUGCUUAUCAAUAAUUAAAUUAAUAAAUACGUGUUAUGUAGUAAAAAAUGUGAUAACCUAACACAACUGCUGCUUUUCUGUAAUUUUACAGUUUCAGUCCUUUUUAUGCACUAUUCUUUAUAAAACAGACCUUUUGGUGUUUUUAAAUUACUUCUAUAUAUUAAUUCAAUGUGUAAUUGAAUAUCGUAUAGAAAACAUCUUUUGCAAAUAGGAAAAUUCAAUCACAAUUUAAUGUAGUAACAUACUUGAUGAAAAGAACGAAAUGAUAUUUAUUUUAAAAAAGUGAUAGUAUAUCUAUAUACAAAGAGGGAGCAGAAAAGUCAUGUUUAAGAAAGUAAUAUACUUGAUAAAAAGCAAUCUUAAAAAUCGUAUUUAUCUAAUCUCACAUAGGCACCAAUACAUGAGAGAUAUGCUUAUCUGACAUACAAAUAAAAGUCUUAGUAUUUAUAAAUGUAAAAAUUAGAUGCAUGUGUCAAGAAAUGCUAUAUGUGAAACUAUGGAUCCUUUACCAAGAGUUUUACAUAAGCUAGUUUUGCCAGUACAUCCAAAUAUAGAUAUUUCUAAAUUAAUUCAUAAUUUAACAGGUUUAUCAAAUAAAAAUUUAGAAGAAGUUCAAUAUUUUAACUAUGAGGCAUAUAAUUUAGUUAUGAAUUUUAUAAAUCGACAAACACCACCAACUUGUUUUGUAGCAUACAAUGGAAAUAACUUUGAUUAUCCAAUAUUUUUAUCAGAACUUAAAAAUAUUAAUAAGGAUGUCAGUGGAGAUGUUCUCAGCAUUGACAUGCUUAAUCUAAUUAAAGAUUUUUUUUCACUGAAAGAAAGUGCAAUAGAAAAUAGAAAUUACAUACAAACCACUUCCUCUAUGUCUAAUAAAGAGGAUAUUAAGAGUUUGUUAAAUGAUGGUUAUGAUAAAGCAUUAUCUGAUGCAUUAGAUUCUGUUAUGAAUUCAAGUUUUAAGAAGUAUAAUAAGAAUAACCAUGAAAAUAAAGAAAGUAAUUCUAGUGCUGCCAAUAUACUUAAUACUCCAAAAACUAGUUGUUAUAAAAAAAUGCAGAAAAUGAAUGAGAAAACACCUGAAAGUCAAGUUAUAAAACCACAAGAUAUGGAUAAACAUUUGCACAAGAAAAGAGAAGAGAAGAGCAUUGCAAGAAGAAAAUUAUAUUUUACAAGUGAACAACCAGUUAAUUUUAAAUUGUCUAGCGUUUGUAAACAUAUUGUUGGAACUGAUCCGCAAAAUGCUCAUACUGCAGAAGGAGACUGCCUUAGUAUGAUACGUUGUGCAAUUCAAUUAGGGAACUAUUUUGUUGAAUGGGCAGAUAAUAAAGCAACACCUUUAAUUAACUAUGACAAAGAGAAAAAAUAACACAAUGUAUGUUA
Molecule: messenger RNA, 1646 nt
Organism: Osmia bicornis bicornis
Lineage: Eukaryota; Metazoa; Arthropoda; Insecta; Hymenoptera; Megachilidae
Exons: 4
Coding region: 733-1632 (299 amino acids)
Biological process (GO): DNA catabolic process
Cellular component (GO): cytoplasm
Molecular function (GO): 3'-5'-DNA exonuclease activity; nucleic acid binding
Source: RefSeq, a predicted model, not a curated record